Molecule: messenger RNA, 1545 nt
Organism: Jaminaea rosea
Lineage: Eukaryota; Fungi; Basidiomycota; Exobasidiomycetes; Microstromatales
Product: nucleoside hydrolase
Exons: 4
Coding region: 352-1545 (397 amino acids)
Biological process (GO): purine nucleoside catabolic process
Cellular component (GO): cytosol
Molecular function (GO): purine nucleosidase activity
Source: RefSeq, a predicted model, not a curated record
UGGAGAAGGCAGCGAAAUGCCGAAGCGAGGCCGAAUCUGCCCAUCAGGUUGCUUUCUUCUCCUUCAGCCUGGGCCGCGGAGAGCUUAGCCCAGCGGCUUGGCCACCGCUGAGCGACGCUUGACGAAGUGUGUGGAGCGAUCUCCUCAGGCAUUCGGGACCUAUACGUAGGUCCGUAUGCCUGCAAGAAAUAAUUAGACUGCCAAGUGUCUCUAAAUUGAGGAAGCCCUUCGGGGCGGCCAGACGAUAACAUUUUUGUUCCCGACAGCUGCAUGAGCCCAUGAGUCCGCCGAUCGGCGUUAAUUGCAUCCUCUCUCUCUAUCAACCUGAUUCAAGCAGCGUCAAGCAGCAGCAUGGCGCGUAGCGAUGGCAAGCCGAUCUGGCUUGAUUGCGACCCUGGGCAUGAUGAUGCGAUUGCCCUGCUCUUUGCACUCUUUGCCCCGCAAAAUUGUACCGGCGGCAGCAAUUUCGCUGCGGCCCUUGACCUCCUUGGUGUAUCAGUCGUGGCAGGGAAUGCUCCUGUUGCAGCUACGUACGCCAAUGCGGCUCGUCUCUUGACCCUCUACGGGGCUGCCCUCCCCAAGCACUCGCGAGACUUCGAAUCAGACGGAGUACACCUCUUCUGCGGUUCCGAGGUGCCGCUCAACAAGCUGCCACGCAGCGACCCUGAUAUCCACGGCGAGGAUGGGCUAGGAGGCGUGACUGGUCUGCCGUCACUGGGCAGCGAACAGGUGCAAAAGAGGGUCUGGGCGUCGUAUGAUGUGCCGCAGCAACGACAUCUCCUACCGCGCUCCUCGCCCGGAGAGCUACUCGUCUUCUGGCACGCUUUACUCACUCAUCGCAUCAAGAAGGGCCUGCCCAAGAUGACCAUCGUCGCUACGGGACCGCUGACGAAUGUUGCCCUCCUAAUGCGCGGCUUUCCCGAUCUGGUCGAGCAGGGUAUUGAGGAGGUGGUCAUCAUGGGUGGGGCCCCGCCUGGUACAAGAGGCAAUCGUGGCCCGCUGGCAGAGUUCAACAUCCUCGUCGAUCCUGAAGCGGCAGACAUCGUCUUCAACUUCGACGUCCCCGUAGUCAUGGCCGGCCUGAACGUAACGCACCAAGCCAUCUUCGGACGCUCCCAUCUCGAGCGGCUUCAGGCGCAUCAAUGUGGUGAUCAAGCGCUCUGUGACACCCUCGCAUCAGUCGUCACCUUCUUCGCCGACACAUACAAGAGCGAAUUCGGUUUCACUUCUGGCCCGCCUGUACAUGACGUCCUUGCUGUUGCUUACGUUGUGGCUCCGGAGCUAUUCAAUUGUCCAACUACGGGCGCGCCUCCGAAGCGAUAUCAAGUACAAGUCGAGACGGCUGCGCAUAGUCUGGCGAUGGGUUCGACAGUCAUUGACUUCUAUGCCAAGACGUGCCAACGGCCGGAGGAAGAGUGGUGGGGAAGAGGAGGGCGGAACGCAAUCGUGCUUGAGCAUCUCGACGUCGAGAAACUCUGGGACAUGUUCUUCGCAUGCCUCGAGCGGUGUGCUCAACGGCGAAAGCAGCUGGGCGUGUCUUCGUAG